AGCCUUUUUGUGGCCUGCCACAUAAUUAACGAAGGGAAGACCUUGGUGAACUGGCUCCAACGAUGUACGAUACCAAGAAACAGUUGCGCUUUUGAUCAUGCUUUCUCACUCUUAUACUGUCGCAACCUUCCGUACCAGCUCAAGCCAUUCAUGAGUGUGGCAAUAUAAUUGACAUUGAAUUGUCUCGUUUGCUUCACAAAAGCUCCACCAUUUGAAAACUGACCCACCAUCCAUUGCAUUUCAUCAGUCAGUCAGGACUUAUUUAUAAAACAUGAUCCAUCAGAUGAAACUCGAGAAAGGGGAAGACACGAGAGACGAGGAGAAGAAAAGGAUGAAGGAAAGAGGGGACACUAAGAAUGAUGUGGUUGGAACCUUUUUGAGUGCUCGCGUGGAGACCUUUUUCUCCAACCUUGCUUUUCUCAUGGGAAACAAUGAAUGGGAAGAAGAUGAGGAUGACGACGACUACCAAUGUAGUACCAAUGACUAUACUAGUGGUGGUGGUGGUGACAUAUUGUCGGAUGAUUCGUGGCGCAUGGAACAGAAGAUUGCCGCAUAUAGUCAUAGCCUCGAGGAUCCUUCCUGUCAUACCAGACCUUCCAGCAAUCAUUAUGAUGACUUUAGACAUAUGAGUUCCAUGUUGGAUCAUGAACAAGAGGACGGUGAUACAGAAGAGGAAGAGGAUGAGCCGAGAGAUUCGUUUGUGUCCCUAGUAUUAUGAAGAGCUAUUCUGUAUGUAAACUAUCGCGUGCAGU
Molecule: messenger RNA, 752 nt
Organism: Seminavis robusta
Lineage: Eukaryota; Bacillariophyta; Bacillariophyceae; Naviculales; Naviculaceae
Source: the annotation of a GenBank genome assembly